Molecule: messenger RNA, 809 nt
Organism: Cariama cristata (Red-legged seriema)
Lineage: Eukaryota; Metazoa; Chordata; Aves; Cariamiformes; Cariamidae
Gene: SIRT3
Product: sirtuin 3
Exons: 6
Coding region: 1-774 (257 amino acids)
Molecular function (GO): histone deacetylase activity, NAD-dependent; NAD+ binding
Source: RefSeq, a predicted model, not a curated record
AUGGCUGGUGCUGGGAUUAGCACUCCCAGUGGCAUCCCGGAUUUUCGGUCCCCAGGGAGUGGCCUCUACAGUAACCUUGAGCAGUACAACAUCCCUUACCCAGAAGCCAUCUUUGAACUGACGUAUUUCUUUGUCAACCCUAAGCCCUUUUUCACUUUGGCCAAGGAGCUCUACCCUGGCAACUACAGACCCAACUACGCUCACUAUUUCCUGAGACUCCUGCAUGACAAAGGGCUCCUCCUGCGCCUCUAUACUCAGAAUAUUGAUGGGCUGGAGAGAGUUGCUGGGAUCCCUCCCGAUAGACUGGUGGAAGCCCACGGCACCUUUGCCACUGCCACUUGUACCGUCUGUCGAAGGAAGUUCCCAGGAGAGGACUUCAGGGGGGACAUCAUGGCAGACAAAGUUCCUCACUGUCCCGUCUGCACUGGAGUCGUCAAGCCUGACAUUGUGUUCUUUGGCGAGGACCUCCCACAGCGCUUCUUCCUGCACAUGACAGACUUCCCCAUGGCAGACCUGCUUUUUGUCAUCGGAACGUCCCUGGAGGUGGAGCCCUUUGCCAGCCUGGCAGGAGCUGUUCGCAGCUCCGUUCCCCGAGUUCUGAUCAACCGAGAUCUCGUAGGACCCUUCGCCUGGCAGCAACGCUACAAUGACAUCGCCCAGCUGGGGGACGUGGUCAGUGGGGUCGAGAAGCUGGUGGAGCUGCUGGACUGGAAUGAAGAGAUGCAAACACUAAUUCAGAAGGAAAAAGAAAAGCUGGACACAGAAGACAAAUAGGACAGCUGGCUCCCUGCUGCUGGAGAGCAGUGCUC